UUGAGAAGAAUUCAAAUAAUACAAAUUUAAAAGAUGGAGAAAAAGAUUUUCAUGGCCAGAGUUGCCGACCAAUCUGAGAGAUACGAGGACAUGGUUGACUUCUUGAAGGAUAUUGUUAAAGAGUCUGGAGAUGAAGACGUAUCCAAUGAUGUCAGAAACUUGCUCUCAGUUGGUUUCAAGAACCUCAUCAGCGCUCAGAGAUCUGCCUGGAAGACCGUUCAAGCCAUUGAGCAGAACAAGAAGUAUGCUGAGUACUCCUCAAACUGUGCUGAAUACAAGGAAAAGAUUAGCAAUGAGCUUGAGAAGAACUGCCAGAAGGUUAUCGACAUCGUCAAUGAGCACUGCAUCCCAAAGGCUAAGGAAGAUGAUGCUAAAGUUUUCUAUUUGAAGAUGAUCGGAGAUUACUACAGAUACACCGCCGAGACUGCCACUGGAAGCAAGCUCGAAGAAGUAACUGAGAAUGCUAGCAAGUACUACCAACAAGCCACUGAUGCUGCUAAGGAUUUGAAGCCUUACAACAGCAACAAGCUUGGAUUGGCUCUCAACUUCUCCGUCUUCUGGUAUGAGCUCAAGAAUGAUUCUAGCAAGGCUUGUGAGAUUGCUGAACAAGCUCUCAAUGGCGCUAGAGAGAACAUCGAUGAAAUGGAAAAUGAUGAGGCCAGAGAUGCCCUCUCCAUCAUCGAGCUCUUGAAGGAGAACCUUGACCUCUGGAAGGAAGAGGAAGGAGCAGCAGACGACCAAGUAGAAGACCUCUAAACUUCUAGUGUUUCAUGUAUUCCUAUAUU
Molecule: messenger RNA, 785 nt
Organism: Moneuplotes crassus
Lineage: Eukaryota; Ciliophora; Spirotrichea; Euplotida; Euplotidae
Source: the annotation of a GenBank genome assembly